CUGCACCAAUGAAAGAAGGAGAAGUACCACAGAGAGUAGGCAGGUUGCCAAGCAAGCUCGGCAGCGUGACCGAGCUGCAUUGAGUUUCUUUAAUGAAAGCCAGGAAAGAACACAUUACACAGUGUUUCUUCAGAGAGCUAAGCUAGCCUCCAGUGAUUGAAAUCAAUAAAAACAGUCGGCAAGGGGCCCAAGUGGGGGGAAGAACCAAAUCUCUACUUCAGCGUUCCAUUUGCCUUCUUUCCACUUUCUCCAUUUCCUUAAAAGUUAAACUUUGAUUAACUACAUGCUCUUCCUUGCAGCACUCUAAAGAUUUUUUUUAAAUCUUAUUUUUGAUCUGUUGAGUGGACAGCAGUUUGAAGCUUCCUUCCUACUUACCCCCUCCACUCUCUUUUACAGCAUGAAAGCCAUGAAAUUGUUGUUUUGAAUGUGAAACCUGCCUGGAAGGACACCUCCGGACAAGUGCCUGAUCUUAUGCUCAGCUGGGGAGGCGGUGAGAGAGGGAAUGAAGUUUCUACCAAAGAAACAUUAAAAAGAGAUGUAAGAGGAAGUAAAUGAUGGGAUUUUAUUCAGCAAAAGCUCUCUGUCUGGACAACAUGUCAGCUGCCGCCGCCGCUGCUGUGGCAAAUUCUCAAACUGCUGAAGAGACAGCCUCAGAAGGGGUCAGCUCGUUCUAAAGAAGAACAGGAAAAACAUCUGAGACUUCAUGUUCAGUUAAGAGCUCAAGAUCUAUCUCAGAAAUGAGACACAGGAGCUUUUGCUGAACUUUCUAAGAAAGUUUCGACAUGAGAAGCAAAAUGUAGUUCUGCCUACUAUCAAGAAGUCCGUGUACUGAAGUAGGAUAGUGCUUAACAGAAAAAGCUGGUAAACCAGCAGAAAAGAUACGGCUAUCAAGGUCACUAUGUGGAGCUGUGAAGCUUUCAAUGAUACCAAAAACAUAGAGGGCCAGCAUCUCUGCCAUGAUUUUCAUCUUGUACUUUCCAUUUUUUCAUUGCUCUACCUCAUCAUCUGCUUCCCUAUUGGCCUUUGCUACAAUACUCUUCUGGUCCUAGUUAACCUAUACAACAAAGCUACUAUGACCAUGCCUGAUGUAUACUUUGUCAACAUCGCAAUUGCUGGCCUCAUCAUCAAUACCAUUGCACCAAUGUACCUUUUGGGACCUGCCAAUACAAAAUGGGCCAUCUGGAGUUUCAACAAUGAAGUCUAUAUUACCUUGCUGAUCUUAUUCAAUGUGUCAUCUUUGGUGAUCAUGUACUCCACUACGCUGCUCAGUUUGGACUACUACAUUGAACGUGCUUUACCAAGAACUUAUAUGUCUAGUGUAUACAACACAAAGCACGUGUGUGGAUUUAUAUGGGGAGGAGCUAUGCUAACUAGUUUUUCAUCUCUUCUAUUCUAUGUCUGCAAUCACGUAUCCACUAAAAUAAUUGAAUGCUCCAAAAUGCAGAACAAAGAAGCAGCUGAUGCCAUUAUGGUUUUUAUUGGAUACAUUGUACCUGCUGUUGCCGUGGUAUAUGCACUUGUGUUGAUUCUGCGAAUACGCAAGGAGGCAACACCACUGGACCAAGACACUGGAAGACUUGAUCCAUCAGUGCACAGACUUUUGAUUGCGACAGUUUGUACACAAUUCACAUUAUGGACCCCAUAUUACAUAACUCUUCUCGUAAACACACUAACGAGCAUGCAAGGAAAAGUCAUGGAUGAAAAUUACACCCGAGUAUUACAUUUUACUAAGGGUCUGUCAAAAUUCUUGGCUUUUUCCAGCAGUUUUGUCAUGCCUCUACUUUACCGAUAUAUCAACAAAAACUUUCCAAACAAAUUGCGAAGGCUGCUUAAAAAACUGCACUGUGGAAAUCAAGGAUGUUCUCAUGAACGCACAGUUGUUCAGCAAGUCAUAACGUAGGUAAAAUUGCAUGCUGCUUGUAAAGUUUAUUUCUCAAGACAUGCUCACGAAGAACUACCUAGCAAUGAUUCUGAAAGGAAGACAGAUUUAACCUUCAUAGGAAGUAAAGAUGUUUGGGAAACUCUGCUGAGAAUCUGUCUGUCAAUUAUAAACCUUUGAUUUCUGACAUUUUCAGUGCACUGAUUCAAUCACACAGUGUAAGCUUUGCUCUAGUAAUCUGACUACAAAGAACCACUAGAGGGCUAGCUAAACACCUAGCACUUUGUAACUUUGUAGAGCUAAAAAGAAGUAUUUUUAUGUUUCAUAUUAAAAAUAAUGAUUUUAAAUUUUUUAAAUAUUUUUAUUUUAUGGUUAAGAUCACAUCUUUGCAAUUAAAACUAUCUCCACUACUUGCCAAGCAGCGCAACACUCUAAAUAAUGAAGUAUCAACAAUAACAUUACUUUAGUACAUCAUAAUACUUUCUCCCUAAUUUUUCAAUAUUCUUACACAAAAGAAACCAUUAUCUGCAAUUCUAAAUACUAUGCACAGAUUUAUCUUUGUUUUAAUGCAGUCAUAUUUUCUCCAAUUAACAAUGAAUCCCAAAUGUGUUUAACAGUGAAGCCCCAAAGCAUUUACCUAUUCUCUUUAUUUUGCUCCAGGGAAAAAUAACAUUUCAUAUCUACUUUUAAAAAAAGAAGAAAAAAAAAUCACUUUAUCAAGUAAAAUGAAGGACAGUGUUGAUAACUUUAAAGUGAAAACUAUCACACAGAGUUAAACCAUGACUGUUAGGGAUGUGCCAUCCGGAUUUUUUGGACUCCAAUCUCCAGAAUUCUCCAAGACUUCCUUAGAUAGAAUUCUGUGACUUCUCACAUAUAAACAUUGCUAACGAUACACCUAUGUUUUGCUUACUUGGAGAAGGGCUUAGUUCAAAGCCUUCCUGGCCUAGCUUUCUGUUAAAAAAGGAAGCUGCCCCAAUACUACAUGGCAGUCCUCAGGCUCCCUGGCAAGUGCAGUUAUUUGGGAGACACCCUCUAUACAUUCCAAUAGGUAGUGAGACUGCACACCCCAGGGACCUCUAAGACUCCAGUGUCACUCUGGGGCAGCUAGGAUGGAGCUAGGUCACAGAGUCUUCAAGGUAUGCCUUUCUCCAGGUGAGUGAAAUACUGGUGUUUCUGUAGGUGUAGGUCUGUGGGAUGAAACUCCCACAAUUCUUCAAGAAUCCCCCAGGCUGAAUUCUGGAACAUGGACUCCACACAAUCCACAUGGCAUGUCUAAUGUCUACCUUGCCAUAUGGUCCACAAAUAUUCAUACAGACAUAGUGCAUUAUUUUAAUAAUUGAAUAAUUUGUUUAAUUAUUAUGUUUCUGAUUGUUAUUUUCAAGAUAUUACCUCUGUAACUGAACAUCAGAAAAGCUGAAAGUUCCAAAACUGGACGUUCUCAGUCUCCUUACUGAUCUACAGAGGAGACAGACAAGACAAACCUCAUUCAUAGUUCCUUACAAGUUUGCACCACAGUUUGAUGAGAAUAUGCAACCUAGGAAAUGCACUAGGAGCUGAAUUCUGAUCAUUCAAGCCUUAGGGAUGUUGUAUUAAUACAGACCUGGUUUUCUUCCUUUGUAUAUAUUACUAGUCUUUCCAUAAGAUACAAGUCAACAAGCUGGCUAGAUAGCUCAGAGAGUGGGUGUCUGGCUGCAGGGCCAAAGGAUGAGUUCAAUUCCCCACUGUGUGU
Pogona vitticeps (central bearded dragon) is the source of this 3608-nucleotide messenger RNA. RefSeq names its product G protein-coupled receptor 146 (gene GPR146). Gene Ontology annotation, cellular component: membrane. Gene Ontology annotation, molecular function: G protein-coupled receptor activity. The record is from RefSeq and is a predicted model, not a curated record. Gene Ontology annotation, biological process: G protein-coupled receptor signaling pathway. NCBI's taxonomy places the organism in Eukaryota, Metazoa, Chordata, Lepidosauria, Squamata, Agamidae.